AUGGAACCGGCGGCUGGUGGGGAGGAACUGGGCCAGGCUAGCCAGUCUCCGCAGCUUUCCCUCCAUCUCAACAUGAUCAUGCGUCGUACUCUCUGUAGUGCUGUUUCUGACAUCGGAGCUGUUUUACCAAAGAGCUAUCAAAAGGUUCCAGGUCCUAGACCUCUUCCGCUAUUGGGUAACAACUGGCGUUUUCUUCCUUACAUAGGACAGUAUAAGCUGGAAGAGAUAGACAAACUUAGCCUAAUGCUGCGAUCGAGGUAUGGUCGCAUAGUGAGGAUAUCAAACCUGUUAGGGAGGCCCGACAUGGUCUUUCUAUAUGAUCCUAAUGAGAUAGAGAAGGUGUUCCGGGGAGAGGAUACGCUUCCAUAUCGCCCAUCCAUGCCCUCGCUCGACUACUACAAACAUCAGCUUAGAAAAGAUUUCUUUUCGGAUAUUGGAGGAGUUAUUGCAACACACGGAGAAAAAUGGCAUCAAUUCAGGACCAAAGUACAGCAUGCAUUACUACAACCGAGAAUCGCACAGCUUUAUUUAAAGCCAAUAGAAGAAACAGCCAACGAGUUUGUUAAUAGGAUAAGAGAUAUAAGAAAUGAAAACAACGAAGUUCCAGAUGAUUUUCUGAAUGAAAUUCACAAAUGGUCGUUAGAAUCAAUAGCUAAAAUUGCUUUGGAUGCCCGGCUUGGCUGUUUAACUCCUGAUGGAAGUCAAGAAACACAGGAAUUAAUUGAUGCUGUGAAUACAUUCUUUAAAAAUGUUGUUAUUUUAGAACUGAAAAUUCCAUUCUGGAGAGUAAUUAGCACUAGAACGUGGAAGGAAUAUGUUGAAGCACUAGAUACCAUUAUGAGGAUAGUAUAUAAGUUCGUAUCUAAGACACUAGAUGAAUUAAAAAAUAAGAAUAAUGAAUGCAAAGAGGAUAGUUCACUACUGCAAAGAGUUUUGUAUGAAAACUUGGACAACCCUAAAGUGGCGGUUAUUCUUGCCCUAGAUUUGUUUCUCGUUGGAAUAGACACUACAUCAGCUGCAGUCUCGUCGAUACUAUAUCAGUUGAGUUUACACCAAGAAAUUCAGAAUAUGUUAUAUGAAGAAAUAAAUCGUGUACUUCAAAAUGGCCCGAUAGAUAUGAAAAAGUUGGAUCAAAUGGUAUACCUAAAAGCUUGUAUCAAAGAAACAUUAAGAAUGUAUCCUGUUGUUAUUGGAAAUGGAAGAUGCUUAAAAAAAGACACUGUUGUUUGUGGAUAUACGAUUCCGAAAGGAACUCAAAUUGUGUUUCAACACCAUGCAAUAAGCAACUCUGAAGAGUACUUUGAUGAUCCCAAUGUGUAUAAACCAGAAAGAUGGUUAAAAAAACAAAAAAAAAAACAAUAUCACCCUUUUGCCACCCUACCUUUUGGUUAUGGAAAACGAAUGUGCUUAGGGAAAAGAUUUGCUGAUUUAGAACUUCAAUGCCUCAUUGCUAAGAUCAUUGAAACAUACAAGGUUGAAUUCAAGAGGAAACUCUUAGACUAUUCAGUUCAUCCAAUGUAUAUGCCUCAUGGGCCACUAAAUUUUAAGUACACAGAAAGGAAAAAGAAAACCUGAAAUAUUAGGCCAGGAAUUUUUAUAAGUAUAUACAGUUAUUCAUUUAUAUUUCUUCAAAACAGUAUAUAUUAUUAAAUAUUAAUUGUAAUAAAUAAUAAGAAGUUAUGUUAUAUUCCAAUAUUCAAGAAUUUUGUAAAUAUCUAUAAAAUAAAAACCCUUAGAUAUGUUAGCCUUA
Molecule: messenger RNA, 1750 nt
Organism: Nezara viridula (southern green stink bug)
Lineage: Eukaryota; Metazoa; Arthropoda; Insecta; Hemiptera; Pentatomidae
Source: the annotation of a GenBank genome assembly